UUGUUGACAAGCAUUGGCCAACAUCAGCAUCAUGAGCGACUCGGAAGACUACGACGACUACUUUAACGCUGCCUUGUUCCUCAACGAAAACUACACCAACACGGAGUAUGUCUUCAACGACGGCAUCGCGCAAAAUCUCCUGAGCUCCAAGGCCGCGUCGACCGACCACGAUCUCACGGGUCAAGUUGUGUGGCCUGUCUCGAUUCUCCUCUCCUGGUUUGUGGCGGCCAACAACGAGCUUUUCCGCGGCAAGAACGUACUUGAAGUGGGCGCUGGCGCUGGCCUCGCGGGCUUUGUAGCGUCUCAAUUUGCCGCGCACACGGCCAUUACGGACGGCAACGACGUUGUCCUCCGGCUCCUCACGCGCAACGUCGAGCACACGCAGGCGAACUGCAGCAUCCACAAGCUGUUGUGGGGCGAAGAAGACAGCGUUGUCGCCUUCACGCAGGCUUUUGCCCACCCGAUUGACAUUGUCUUGGGCGCCGACGUGGUGUGCUGGCCCAACCUCGUGCUGCCGCUGCUCCGUACCAUCAAGUACCUGAUGCACCAGACGCCCGACAUGUUUGCGACCGUCUUUUACUGCGGGUUUGUCUGCCGCGCCACGAGCACGCGCGACUUGCUCUUCGCCCAAGCCAAGGAGAUGGGGUUUCGCCUCUGGACGGUCGACCACGACACAUUUUUGCCCACGCCGCGGCCCGAGAACGUCCUCUCCGUGAAGGAGCUCUUCUUGCUCGGGUUUCGCCUCGACACGACGUCGCCCGCGGCGACAGAGCCCGUGGCGUUUCUCGACGACUUGGAAAACCUCCAAACCGCAUGCUAGUCGUAGUCUUUAUAGAAUCGACGACGUUUACACCACUUGGUGCGCCAAGAGCGA
This is a messenger RNA of Saprolegnia diclina VS20, 874 nucleotides long. RefSeq lists its product as hypothetical. The coding region runs from base 32 to 820 and encodes 262 amino acids. Lineage: Eukaryota; Oomycota; Saprolegniomycetes; Saprolegniales; Saprolegniaceae. The record is from RefSeq and is a predicted model, not a curated record. The transcript is spliced from 9 exons.